This is a messenger RNA of Caenorhabditis angaria, 516 nucleotides long. The record is from the annotation of a GenBank genome assembly. Lineage: Eukaryota; Metazoa; Nematoda; Chromadorea; Rhabditida; Rhabditidae.
AUGAAUGGGCGUAAGGUUAGUUUUUUUCACAUUUUCAUGUGCUUUUGAUAUAGAUUUUGCAGUUGUUUCUAUAAACACAUAUUUUCAGAGAAAAGCGGACGAAGAUUUGGGAAGUCCAAGAAUCACUAGAUCAAUGUCAAAUAGCGGUGCAUUGGCUCCUGUGAAUGUUCGACGUCGUUCACCAAGCGGUUCAAGUAUUGAUGAUGAUCCAACAGAAUAUCCAAGACCUGGACCACAACCUGCAAUUCAUCGUCAGGAUACAAUGUCAUCGGUAACUUCAACGGAGUCUGAGGCGACUUAUUGUUCAACAACCACAACAUCAUCAAGAGAUAGUAGUGUAAGUCAUAUUUCAAACUCAUCUUGGAUUAUAGUGAAAAAUGCUAUGAUGGAACCACCUAAAGUUUUAAACAAAAAAGUUCAUUAAAUUCUAAUUUAAAAUUUUUUUUUCAGAAAUUAAACUUUUUCCAGCGUACUCCAACUCCACAAAAUUCUCCAAGACCAGUUCAGAAUGUUUGA